This is a messenger RNA of Galleria mellonella (greater wax moth), 11551 nucleotides long. It is a transcript of the gene uif, whose product is annotated as sushi, von Willebrand factor type A, EGF and pentraxin domain-containing protein 1. Bases 294 to 11006 code for a protein of 3570 amino acids. The transcript is spliced from 37 exons. NCBI's taxonomy places the organism in Eukaryota, Metazoa, Arthropoda, Insecta, Lepidoptera, Pyralidae. The record is from RefSeq and is a predicted model, not a curated record. Gene Ontology annotation, molecular function: Notch binding; calcium ion binding. Gene Ontology annotation, biological process: Notch signaling pathway.
CCCGCGCGUGUCGUCUCAAAGAAAGCCUCAGUGCCUACCUGGCGGCCGUCGCGACCGCACUGGCCUGCCGACCAUGUGACAGACCUUGUGACUCAAGUGUAGUGAUUUUUGUGUUACAGCACAGUGCCCGUGCAUUAACCCCAUCCCCUGAUAGUGCAUAACCGGAUUUUUACAUUGGAACGCCGGGGAAAUACGAAAGGUACCUUGAGUGUUGAGCAUGCAUUAUCUGUAAUUAACCAGCCUUUACAUCAGCCAAGCAGUGAUCGGAGGAGGUGAAAAUACUACGAUCUACGAUGUUGAUAAGGUGUCGGACGGCACUGUGUGCCGUCGCGCUCCUUUUGGCCGCCACGCCCACUACUUCAGAGAAUCUCUUCACAUGUCCAAGCGGCUGGGAACUAAAAGGCUUACACUGUUAUAAAUUCUUCAAUAUAAGACAUUCAUGGGAAAAAUCAGCAGAAUUAUGUCGAAGAUACGGUAGCGAAUUAAUGGUUGUAGACAGCUAUACAGAAAACAAUAUGACAGCCAGCAUGGUACCAUCUAGUCCUAGCAACAAUCAUUAUUGGUUAGGACUUGCAACUGUAGAUGAUCUGCGAACAAACACACUAGAGUCAGCAGCCGGCACCUUAGUAUCACAAUAUGCUGGUUUUUGGGAUUUGCGACAGCCAAAUCCAAAGGACGGUGAAUGUGUGGAUGUUCAUGUCACAUCAGAUAGCCAAUCAUGGGAAUUAACUACAUGUGAAACUCUGUUGCCUUUCAUGUGCAGAGCUAAUGCCUGUCCUGCUGGAACCUUCCAUUGUUCAAACGGAAGAUGUAUAAACGCAGCCUUCAAAUGUGACAAGCAAGACGAUUGUGGUGAUGCAUCCGACGAAAUGGAUUGUGCUUCUGAAUGUCAUUUCUAUAUGGCUAGCAGUGGUGAUGUGGUAGAAAGCCCAAAUUACCCUCACAAGUACCCAGCAUUUAGUGAAUGUAAAUGGACACUCGAAGGCCCACAAGGGCAAAAUAUUGUUUUACAGUUCCAAGAUUUUGAAACCGAGAAGUCAUUCGACACAGUUCAAAUUCUCGUUGGAGGCAGAACUGAAGAUAAAUCAGUGAAUUUAGCGACAUUAUCAGGCAAACAAGAUCUAUCUAAUAAACUUUACGUAUCUGCUUCUAACUUUAUGAUUAUUAAAUUUAGUACAGACGGAUCUGUAGAAAGAAAAGGUUUCCGCGCUUCUUGGAAGACUGAAUCAUCUAACUGUGGUGGCAUUCUUAGGGCUACACCUCAGGGUCAAAUCCUAACAUCACCUGGCUAUCCUAAUGGCUAUCCUGGCGGAUUAGAAUGCAUGUAUAUAAUUGAAGCUCAGCCAGGUAGAAUAGUUUCUCUCGAAAUUGCAGAUCUAGAAUUAGGAAUAAACAGAGAUUAUAUUGUAGUAAAGGAUGGAAAUAGUCCUUCUAGUCCGGUUCUUGCAAGACUAACUGGACCCGGUGAAGAAAAUCAAAAAGUAGUUAUUUCUACAACAAAUCAUCUUUACAUGUACUUUAGAACAAGUCUCGGGGAUUCUAAAAAAGGAUUCAAUAUGAGAUACUCACAAGGCUGUAGAGCUACAAUAAUAGCUUCAAAUGGAACUUUCACGUCUCCUGCUUACGGCUUAAGUAACUAUCCUAAUAAUCAAGAAUGUUUAUAUAGAAUAAAAAAUCCAAAUGGUGGGCCACUGUCAUUGAAAUUUGAUGAAUUUAAUAUCCAUCCUACUGAUAUCGUACAAGUAUUUGACGGCUCAAGUACGAGUGGCUUGAGAUUGCAUUCUGAAAAUGGAUUUAUUGUUAAACCUAGGAUAACAUUAACUGCAUCGAGUGGUGAAAUGCUAAUACGAUUUGUAUCUGAUGCGUUACAUAACGGAGCUGGAUGGAAGGCUACAUUCUCUGCAGAUUGUCCACCUUUAAAGUCUGGGAUAGGUGCUUUAGCAUCAAACAGAGACACGGCCUUUGGAACCGUAAGCACAUUCUCUUGUCCAAUUGGUCAAGAAUUUGCCACUGGUAAACCGCGAAUUACUACACAAUGCUUAGAUGGCGGAAAGUGGUCAACAACAUACAUUCCUAGCUGUCAAGAGGUCUAUUGUGGUCCUGUCCCACAAAUAGAUAAUGGAUUCUCCAUCGGUUCUACAAAUGUUACUUACCGUGGUGUUGCUACUUACCAGUGUUAUGCUGGAUUUGCUUUUCCCACCGGACAGCCUAUUGAAAAAAUAUCUUGCUUAUCAGACGGACGAUGGGAAAGAACCCCUACAUGUCUUGCAUCUCAGUGUGUCGCUCUUCCUGAUGUACCACAUGCAAACGUAACUAUUUUAAAUGGAGGCGGCCGCAGUUACGGUACUAUUAUCCGAUAUGAGUGCGAACCUGGAUAUGUUCGUUCAGGACAACCAGUUCUACUAUGUAUGAGCAAUGGCACAUGGUCUGGUGACGUACCAUCAUGUUCCAAGGCAAUCUGUCCUAAAUUCCCUGAAAUAAAAAAUGGUUUCAUUGUUGAUCAAAGUAGAAUUUAUAUGUUUGGAGACGAAGCACGUGUUCAAUGCUUUAAAGGUUAUAAACUUAAUGGACUCAGUGUGUUAAAAUGUGGACCUAAUCAGGAAUUUAAUCAGGCACCUACGUGUGAUGAUAUUAACGAGUGUCUUAGCAAUCAAUGUGAUACAGCUUCUACACAAUGCAAAAAUACUCAAGGUGGUUUCUUUUGUCCGUGUCGGCCUGGAUUCUCACCAAGUUUAGAAUGCCGGCCUGUUGGUGACCUAGGACUGAUUAAUGGUGCCAUUCCAGAUGAGUCUAUCACCACUUCAACGUCCGAAUCUGGAUAUUACAAGGGGAUGGUCCGGUUGAAUAAUGGAGGCGGAUGGUGUGGUAAUAAUUUGGAAGCUGGAGCUAACUGGGUUCUUGUAGAUUUGCGAGCACCUACAAUUAUCAGAGGUUUCAGAACCAUGAGCGUCAUGCGUGCGGAUGGCAACAUAGCAUUUACUUCAGCUAUUAGAAUCCAAUAUACCAAUGACUUAACUGAUACCUUUAAAGAUUAUACUAAUCCUGAUGGAACAGCAGUUGAAUUCCGUAUUUUAGAACCUACUUUAUCUGUUUUGAAUUUACCAGUACCAAUUGAAGCACAAUAUGUUAAAUUUAAGAUACAAGACUAUGUCGGUGCACCUUGUCUAAAACUUGAAAUUAUGGGAUGUGCUAGAUUAGACUGCACUGAUAUUAACGAGUGUAGCGAAAAUAAUGGAGGAUGUGAUCAGAAAUGUAUUAACACCCCUGGAAACUUUUCUUGCGCCUGUAACAUAGGAUACGAAUUAUAUUCAACAAAUGGUACAGCUGGAUUUGCUAUUGUAACAUCGGAAACAGGUGAUAGAGAUGGCGAUACUUACCAAAAGAAUAAGUCAUGUGUACCAGUUAUGUGUCCUUUAAUUGUUUCACCUGAAAAUGGUAAAAUUUUGUCAACUAAAAACACGUACCACUUUGGCGAUAUAGUUCAGUUCCAGUGUGACUUCGGUUAUGUAAUGUCUGGUUUCUCUUCCUUACUUUGUACUUCAAGUGGUACUUGGAAUGGAACAGCUCCAGAAUGUCAAUAUGCCCGCUGUGUUACAUUGUCUGACGACAAAAAUGAUGGACUAAAAAUAAUAAGAGAAGAUCCUGAAAGCGUAUUAUUGCCAUAUAGAGACAAUGUUACUAUUACUUGUACGGCACCUGGAAGAGAGUUGAGAAAUACUGUAACAUCACAUUUCAGACAGUGUGUUUAUGAUCCUAAACCGGGUCUGCCGGACUACUGGCUAUCUGGUGCUCAACCGCAAUGUCCCAGAAAAGAUUGUGGCGUACCAAUGCCAACACCUGGUGCAGAAUACGGGCAAUAUCUUGAUACAAGAUACCAAAGCUCCUUUUUCUUUGGUUGUCAAAAUACAUUCAAGCUUGCUGGGCAAACAAGUAAACAUGACAAUGUUGUUAGAUGCCAAGGAAAUGGUAUUUGGGACUUCGGUGACUUAAGGUGUGAGGGGCCCGUUUGUGAAGACCCUGGUAGACCCGCAGAUGGUUUUCAAAUAGCAAGAAGUUAUGAACAAGGAUCUGAAGUCUUAUUUGGCUGCUCUAGACCUGGAUAUAUACUGAUUAAUCCCAGACCGAUUACCUGCAUCAGGGAACCAGAAUGCAAAGUCAUCAAACCUCUUGGAUUAGCGUCAGGACGAAUUCCAGACUCCGCAAUUAAUGCUACUUCUGAAAGACCUAAUUAUGAAGCGAGGAAUAUCAGGCUAAAUUCGGUCACUGGUUGGUGUGGUAAACAAGAACCUUUCACUUACGUUAGUGUUGAUUUGGGUAAAGUAUAUCGAGUAAAAGCUAUUUUAGUAAAAGGAGUUGUAACAUCUGAUAUUGUUGGUCGACCUACAGAAAUAAGAUUCUUUUAUAAACAAGCAGAAAAAGAAAACUACGUGGUAUACUUCCCUAACUUUAAUCUAACAAUGAGGGAUCCUGGUAACUAUGGAGAACUCGCAAUGAUUACAUUACCCAAAUAUGUCCAAGCUAGAUUUGUUAUUUUGGGUAUUGUUAGUUUCAUGGACAAUGCUUGUUUAAAAUUCGAGCUCAUGGGUUGUGAUGAACCUGCAGCAGAACCAUUACUCGGUUAUGAUUACGGAUAUUCUCCUUGUGUUGAUAAUGAACCACCUGUUUUCCAAAAUUGUCCUCAACAGCCUAUUGUAGUACAAACUGAUGUUAAUGGAGGACUUCUUCCAGUUAAUUUUACUGAACCAACAGCUACAGACAACUCAGGUGCCAUUGCUCGUCUCGAAGUAACACCUCCGCAUUUCAGAAGUCCUAUUCAAGUUUUUCAUAAUAUGGUAGUGCGAUAUGUUGCUUUCGAUUUCGAUGGAAAUGUCGCUAUUUGUGAAGUCAAUAUCACUGUCCCAGAUUACACUCCACCAAAACUAAGUUGCCCACAAAGUUAUGUAAUUGAACUAGUAGAUAAACAAGAUAGUUAUGCUGUUAAUUUUAACGAAACCAGAAAAAAAAUUAAUGCAACAGAUGCAUCAGGUGAAGUCUACUUAAAAUUCAUUCCGGAUAGGGCAGUUAUACCAAUCCGAGGAUACGAAAACGUAACAGUAAUUGCAUCUGAUAAAUACGGAAACAAAGCCCAAUGUAAUUUCCAGGUAUCUGUACAAGCAACACCAUGUGUAGACUGGGAACUAAUGCCUCCAGCACACGGUGCACUUAAUUGCCUACCUGGUGAUAGAGGAAUACAAUGUAUAGCAACUUGCAGCCCAGGGUUCCGAUUUACCGAUGGUGAACCAGUCAAAACCUUUAUUUGUGAAACAAAGCGACGAUGGAUGCCAACAGCUGUUGUACCUGACUGCGUUUCUGAAAAUACACAGCAAGCCGCUUAUCAUGUCGUUGCCAAUGUUAAUUAUAGAGCAUUAGGAGCAGUAUCGAAUGCCUGUUUACCUCAAUAUAAGGACUUACUAGCACAGUAUGAUAACAUUCUUAAUGAAAGAUUGUCUCAACGUUGCUCAGCUGUUAAUGUAAACAUAAACGUAACCUUUGUAAAAGCAAUGCCGAGUCUUCUCGAUGAAAAUGUUGUUGGAAUGGACUUUGUGUUAGCUAUUACGCCAGCUAUUAGACAGACACAACUAUAUGAUCUUUGUGGUUCAACAUUAAACCUUAUAUUUGAUCUCUCAGUGCCUUAUGCUAGUGCGCUUAUUGAACCUCUAUUAAACGUAUCAUCUAUUGGCAACCAAUGUCCUCCACUUCGAGCUAUCAGAAGUUCCAUAUCAAGAGGUUUUACUUGUAGUGUUGGCGAAGUAUUGAACAUGGAUACAAACGAUGUGCCUAGAUGCUUGCAUUGUCCUGCCGGAACAUUUGCUGGAGAAAAACAAAAGUCUUGUACUAUGUGUCCACGAGGGUACUUCCAAAAUCAAGCUCGCCAGGGUGCUUGUCUUAAAUGUCCACAAGGAACAUUUACAAGAGAAGAGGGCUCUAAAGAUAUAAAUGAUUGUAUUCCAGUAUGUGGAUAUGGUACUUACUCACCAACAGGAUUAGUUCCUUGCCUAGAAUGUCCACGAAAUAGUUAUACAAGCUCACCGCCAACUGGAGGAUUCAAAGACUGCCAAGCGUGUCCUGUUAAUACGUAUACUUAUCAACCAGCUGCAUCGGGUAGAGAAAAAUGCAGAGCUAAAUGUGCUCCUGGUACAUAUUCUCCAACUGGUUUGGCACCUUGCUCUCAAUGCCCUAGAAACUUUUACCAACAUUUGAUGGGUCAAACUAUGUGUAUGGAAUGUCCAACAAAUAUGAAAACUGUAGGAACAGGCGCCACAGCUUUAGAAGAAUGUAUUCCAGUAGAAUGCUCAAAUAGUGCUUGUCAACAUGGUGGUCUUUGUGUUCCUAAAGGACAUGGUGUUCAAUGUUACUGCCCAGCUGGUUUCUCAGGACGCAGAUGCGAAAUAGAUAUUGAUGAAUGUGCUAGUCAGCCUUGUUACAACGGUGGUACUUGUAUUGAUCUUCCUCAAGGCUAUAGAUGCUCAUGCCCAACAGGGUAUGGUGGUAUCAACUGUCAAGAAGAAAGAUCUGAUUGUAGAAAUGACACAUGUCCUGAACGUGCCAUGUGCAAAGAUGAACCUGGAUUUGAUAAUUAUACUUGUUUAUGUAGAUCAGGAUACACUGGCAUUGAUUGUGAUAUAACGGUCGAUCCUUGCACAGCUAAUGGAAACCCAUGUACGAACGGUGCAACAUGUAUUGCUUUACAACAAGGACGUUACAAGUGCGAAUGUUUGCCAGGAUGGGAAGGCCAACUUUGUGAAAUAAAUACUGAUGACUGUAUUGAAAAACCUUGCUUACUCGGCGCUCCAUGUACUGAUUUGGUCAACGAUUUUAGCUGUGCAUGUCCACCAGGUUUUUCGGGAAAACGCUGCCAUGAAAAAAUAGAUCUUUGUUCAAGUGAACCAUGCAAACACGGUAUUUGUGUCGAUAAACUUUUUGUUCAUCAAUGCAUUUGCGAUCCGGGAUGGACUGGACCUUCUUGUGAUAUUAAUAUCAAUGAAUGCGUUAUAUCACCCUGCGAAAACGGAGGCCAAUGUAUUGAUGGAAUUGAUGAUUUUACUUGCAACUGUGAAGCUGGAUAUACAGGAAAAAGAUGUCAACAUACUAUUGAUGAUUGUGCUUCAAACCCAUGUCAAAAUAGUGCUACUUGCAUUGAUCAAAUAGAAGGUUUUAUAUGCAAAUGUAGACCUGGUUUCAUAGGACUGCAAUGUGAAACAGCUAUCGAUGAAUGUUUAACAGAGCCUUGCAAUCCACAAGGUACAGAACGCUGUGUAGAUCUGGAUAAUAAAUACCAAUGUGUGUGUCGUGAAGGUUUUACGGGAGAAAUGUGUGAAACAAAUAUUGAUGAUUGUGCUUCAAAUCCUUGCUUUAAUGGUGGAUCAUGUAAAGAUGAAAUCGGCGACUACAAAUGCAUCUGCCAAGCAGGAUGGACUGGCAAACGAUGCGAAAAAGAUAUUGGUAAUUGUAUGAACAGACCAUGCCAAAAUAAUGCAAAUUGUAUCGAUCUUUUCCAAGACUACUUCUGCGUUUGCCCAAGCGGAACAGAUGGAAAACAAUGCGAAACUGCACCCGAAAGAUGUAUUGGCAGUCCAUGUAUGCAUGGUGGGAAAUGUCAAGAUUUCGGUUCCGGGCUUAAUUGUACUUGUUCCUCAGACUAUACCGGUAUUGGAUGUCAGUACGAAUUUGAUGCUUGUGAUGCUGGUCUUUGCCAAAAUGGAGCUACAUGCAUAGACGAAGGUGAAGAUUACACUUGCACUUGUGCUCCAGGCUUCAAAGGAAAGAACUGUGACGAAGACAUUGUAGAUUGCAAGGAGAAUUCUUGCCCACCCUCUGCUACCUGUAUUGAUUUACCUGGAAGAUUUUACUGCCAAUGCCCAUUCAAUCUUACUGGUGACGACUGUAGAAAAACAAUAAGCGUCGACUAUGAUCUUUACUUCAGUGAUCCAUUGCGAUCAAGCGCUGCACAAGUCGUACCAUUUGACACAGGAUCAACUGAUAGUUUGACUAUUGCUAUGUGGGUACAAUAUACCCAGCAAGAUGAAGGUGGUGUAUUUUUUACGGCCUACAGCGUCAGCAAUUCGCAUAUCGCUCUUAAUAGAAGAAUUAUAAUACAAGCUCAUUCUAACGGAGUUCAAGUAUCUCUAUUCCCUGAACUUCAAGACGUUUAUUUAAGUUUUGGUGAAUUCGCUACCGUUAACGAUGGACAAUGGCACCACGUCGCUCUUGUCUGGGAUGGCAGCAAUGGUGGUGAACUGACACUUAUCACUGAAGGUUUAAUUGCCAGUAAGAUUGAAGGAUAUGGUAGUGGACGAACACUUCCACAAUACGUUUGGGUAACAUUAGGUAAACCUCAGUCUGACAAUCCUAAGGCAUAUACUGAAUCUGGCUUCCAAGGUUACCUUACUAAAGUUCAAAUAUGGAACCGAGCACUUGAUGUGACUAAUGAGAUUCAGAAACAAGUUAGAGAUUGUAGAAGUGAACCAGUCCUUUACAAUGGAUUAGCUUUAACUUGGGCUGGUUAUGAAGACUUAGUUGGAGGAGUCGAAAGAAUAGUCCCAUCUCACUGUGGCCAAAGAGUUUGCCCCAAUGGUUAUACUGGUGGUAAAUGUCAACAACUGCAAGUCGACAAAGAACCACCAAAAGUAGAUCGAUGCCCUGGUGAUUUAUGGGUUAUUGCAAAGAAUGGAUCUUCAAUAGUUAAUUGGGAUGCUCCUGUAUUCAGCGACAAUGUAGGAGUUAGUAAUAUAGUAGAAAAAUCCGGGCAUAAACCUGGUCAAAAUUUAGCUUGGGGAGCAUAUGAUAUAGCUUACAUCGCCUAUGAUGCGGCCGGUAAUGCUGCAACAUGUACUUUCAAGGUUACUGUACUAUCUGAAUUCUGUCCUCCAUUGGUUGAUCCAUUGGGUGGCUAUCAAUCUUGCCGUGAUUGGGGAGCGGGCGGACAAUUUAAGGUUUGCGAAAUAGCUUGCCGCGACGGCCUUAGGUUUUCACAACCAGUUCCACCAUUCUAUACUUGCGGUGCUGAAGGUUUCUGGAGACCAACUAAAGACCCAAGCCUACCACUUAUAUAUCCUGCUUGUUCACCGUCUCAACCAGCUCAGCGUGUAUUUAAAAUCUCCAUGUUAUUCCCAAGUUCAGUUCUUUGCAACGACGCAGGGCAAGGUGUAUUACGACAGAAAGUACGAACUGCCAUUAAUCAACUGAACAGAGAUUGGAACUUCUGUUCAUAUGCCAUCGAGGGUACUAGGGAAUGUAAAGAAUUCGAUAUCAAUGUCAAAUGUGACCAUCGUGCGAAUGUUAGACAAACAAGACAAGUGGCGCCUACCUCCGCCCCUACAGAGGACACGUACGUUUUGGACGCAAUUAUACCAGUGGAUGAGACACGAAGCAGUAGGGAAGGAAGACAAGUGGGCGAUACGUACAGCGUUGAAAUCUCAUUCCCGGCUGUCAACGACCCAGUAAUUCACAGUGGUACCAAUGAACGAUCAACAGUACAAAAAUUACUGGAGAAACUUAUUCUCGAAGACGAACAAUUCGACGUGCGAAACAUUCUUCCGAACACGGUCCCUGACCCGGCUAGCUUAGAACUAGUUUCCGACUAUGCCUGCCCUAUGGGACAAGUCGUGAUGGCGCCCGAUUGUGUUGCUUGCGCGGUGGGUACUUACUUGGACGCUGCAAGUGACACUUGCAAACCGUGUCCCGCUGGAACUUACCAAUCUGAAGCCGGACAGCUACAAUGUAUCGCCUGCCCUGCCAUCGCUGGACAACCUGGAGUAACCCAAACAUCUGGUGCAAGAAGUGCAGCCGAUUGUAAAGAGCGUUGUGCAGCGGGCAAAUAUUAUGAUGCUGAAGCAGAAUUGUGCAGGCCAUGUGGGCACGGUUCAUAUCAACCGAGAGAAGGUGCUUUCUCCUGCACCGCUUGCCCUAGAGGACAGACUACAAGAGCCACUGAAGCAGUUUCUGCUGCCGAAUGCCGUGACGAUUGUCCUUCUGGUGAACAACUAAGCAGCGACGGUGGCUGCGAACCUUGCCCACGCGGUACUUGGCGCGCUAAUGGGGCCGGUGCCGCAUGUGCGCCGUGCCCACCCGGUACCACUACACCACAAGCGGGCGCCUCCUCUGCUGACCAAUGCUCUUUACCUGUCUGCAAACCUGGAUCUUACCUCAAUGUGACGUUGAACACAUGCAUACAGUGCAAGAAAGGCAUGUACCAGUCGGAGGCCCAACAGACUGCAUGUGUGCCGUGCCCUAUUAACACCAGCACAAAGGAACCUGGCGCGACGUCCGAAUCACAAUGUACCAACCCAUGUGAGAUGAGUGGUCCAGAGAUGCACUGCGAUGUGAACGCGUACUGCCUUCUCAUGCCGGACAAUGAAUUCAAGUGCCAAUGCAAACCAGGCUUCAACGGGACCGGAAAAGUUUGUAUAGAUGUAUGCCAUAACUUCUGUGAUAACGGUGGUGAAUGUGUAAAAGACACGCGCGGUGAGCCAUCCUGCCGUUGUACAGGCUCGUUCACUGGCCGACACUGCAGGGACAAGAGCGAAUUCGCCUACAUUGCAAGUGGAGUUGCCGGAGGCGUCAUAUUCAUCAUAUUCCUUGUACUACUGGUCUGGAUGAUAUGUGCCAGGUCAACAAAGAAGAAGGAACCAAAGAAAACACUAACUCCAGCUAUUGACCAAAAUGGUUCCCAAGUGAACUUCUACUAUGGAGCGCAUACACCAUACGCGGAGUCCAUUGCACCCUCGCACCACUCGACGUACGCUCAUUAUUACGAUGACGAGGAAGACGGUUGGGAAAUGCCUAAUUUCUACAACGAAACAUACAUGAAAGAGAGUCUACACAAUGGGAUGAAUGGAAAGAUGAAUAGUUUAGCAAGAUCUAACGCCAGUAUCUAUGGUACCAAGGAUGAUCUGUACGACAGAUUAAAAAGACACGCGUAUCCGGGUAAGAAAGAUAAAAGUGACAGCGACAGUGAAGGUCAGUAAUCAUAAGAACUGCGUUUUGUCGUAUUCUGGUCAAUCUUACAUAAUACUAUAUCGUACUAGUUUCAAUUCGGUACAAUUUGUACCAGAACAAUAAUAGUCAAUAUUAUUGAUUGUAUAUCUGUAUAGGUAAUAUCACCAAAUAGUUGCCUUUAUAAUUUAACGUAGUUCAAUACGAUAUUGUAAGAUUUUACAGUCAUAGUAUAACAAGAAAACAAAAUAUAUGAAAUUAUAUAGAGACACUUCUAAAUUUCCGUAGACAUCCGCGGUAUCAUCGUACCGUACAUGUCCACGAUAUCGUGGCAAAAAUUAAAUGAUGUUUUUUAUGAAACUUCAUAGAUUUUGAGCUCCUGUUAUAUCGUAACGAUAAAAUCGUACAAUAUCGUACCGUGCUACGAUAAAUUAUAAAAGCAUCCAUUAUAUUGCUAUGCAGUUACUACAACUGGUUGUCGUGUACGUUAUUGUAGAAUUUUGUAUUCUUUUAGCUUUAUUAUUAAGAAAUAGGUUAUUUUUAUGACGAAUGUGUAUUAACACACUCACUGUUUAAU